This is a messenger RNA of Acanthaster planci (crown-of-thorns starfish), 2948 nucleotides long. RefSeq lists its product as uncharacterized. The record is from RefSeq and is a predicted model, not a curated record. Gene Ontology annotation, molecular function: protein binding. NCBI's taxonomy places the organism in Eukaryota, Metazoa, Echinodermata, Asteroidea, Valvatida, Acanthasteridae. Gene Ontology annotation, biological process: signal transduction.
CACUGCUACACUGGUGUAGUUAGCAGGAAGGCGUGUGUUGUGGGAGAUUUCGGUGGAUUGUUUUUGGACCUGUUCGUCAUGUUUGUGAAUACAUGUACCUGGUCCGCACACCUUACGCGUGCUGCACGAUGCGAGCUCAUUGACUUUAAAGUCAGACUAGCUUGAUUAGUUCUGCCCAUCUUCCGGCUCUGCUGUUAUGUAACCAUGGUUACCCAAUAAUGUUUACAUCUGUAAAUACACCCUGUACAGUAUUACUCAAAGAUGUAGACAGCUGGCCGACUCUGCCAUCGUGGUGGCCUCACAAAAGCCAUGUUACCAGCACUGGAGAGUCCUGACUGGUAAUGUGAGAAAUUUUGUAUUAACUGUUUGUUGUUCCUUCGAUGCUGUGGACAGCUUGCCGACUCUGACGUUGUGAUGACCCUCGAAAGCCAUAUACACUGUAUGUCAACAAUGGAGAGUGCCAGUGGUGACUGUCAUGCAUACCGAGACUAUGGUAAAGUGGGGGGAUGUCAACAUGACUACAGCCGGACCGACCAGAGCAGCGACAUCUGGCUUGAGUACUGGUGAAAUUACAGGGAUUGUUAUUGCAGUUACAGCAGUGCUGACUGUUUGUCUGACAGUUUUGACGUUGUACCUCCAAAACCGUAGAAAGACACAGGGUUCCCCUGACUCAUCUAUUCCAAGCACUAAAGUCAAGAUUUCCAAAUGGACCUUAAAUGUGUGUGGUGCUAUUACAUGCAGUUGCUGUAGCUGUCGUUAUGCACCUGUGCCAACUAAUGGAAGUCAUGAUAACACUGGACCAACAACACAAGGAGGAGAUCAUGUGAUGAUCAAUCAACCACCUGCUUCACAUGGAACCAGUAACCAGCAACUGACUGCUUCUAGUGGAGGAGAUCAUGUGAUGAUCAAUCAACCACCUGCUUCACAUGGAACCAGUAACCAGCAACUGACUGCUUCUAGUGAUACUGAAUCUGUGAGCCCACCCACAACAUCUGCAGAGCCAACUCUUGCUGAAACCACCAACUCCAUUACUACUGCUGCAGAAAUUCAUACAAGAAAUGUUGAACCCACUGCCCCUCCAGCUGAUAUUUUACCAGGACAGUCAUCCCUAAGCCAAACAGCACAACAGCCACCUGUCAGUACUUCAGCAACUACAGAGGUGCAGUCAUCGUCAGCCGGUCAAACAGCACAACAGCCACCUGUUGGUGCUGCAGCAGUUACAGAGGCACAGCUGUCCUCCAUUAUUCAGACAGCACAACAGCCAUCUGUCAGUACUUCAGCAACUACAGAGGUGCAGUCAUCAUCAGCCGGUCAAACAGCACAACAGCCACCUGUUGGUGCUGCAGCAGUUACAGAGGCACAGCUGUCCUCCAUUAUUCAGACAGCACAACUGCCACCUGUCAGUACUGCAGCAACUACAGAGGUGCAGUCAUCAUCCACAAAAAAAAUAGUAAACCAGCAACCUCUCACUUCUACAGUAACUAGAGAGGAGCAGCCAUCCACAAUUCAGGAUUUAGUAGAAAAUGGAGAAUCUCAGCUCACAUGUCCCCAUCCACCUUCCAGUACCACUACUACAGAAGGUCAGUCAUCUGCUAGCCAAACAGGCCACCAAACACCUGUCAGUUCCACUGUAACAACAGAGGGGCAUUUCUCUGUAAGCCAUGAUUCAACAGACAUUGCAGAUUCUCAGCAAGUAUUACACCAGCCACCUGGCAGUGCUGCAGCUACGGUGCAACCAGUAUCCAGUGAGUUGGUUUCCGAGACCCAGCAACCUGUCCCGCAUAGGACGGAACCUCAUACCAGUCAACCUUGCAAUGUGAUGGGUGAUAUUACAGAUUCUUCAUCUGCCUUUACUCCUAAACCUCGAAAUCCCAACUUGAUCGUUACAACAGAACAUCUGCAGAAGCUUGCAAAUGGCCUUGCACCAUGGGAACGAUUGGCAAAUGUGUUAGGUCUGUCAGAAGCCGAUAUCUACAGACUGAAAGUUGGAAAUCCCUUCAGUGUAUGGACACAAGCAUAUGACAUGCUUCUCAAGUGGAAAAACAGAGUAUAUAGAAAUGCCACAGUUGGUGUGCUUGUCAAAAAAUGUCAGGAUGCAGAUGUUGGUUCCAACGUAUACGGAUUUCUGCUACAUGUAGAUGUGUAAGCUGUUGGAUGUCACCUUGGAUGCAUGGAGCUCCAAGCACUGCUUUGAAGACCUUGUCAAUUUUACUAUUUAUUUGAACACUGCAGAUUCCUAUUUUCUAUAUUCUUUUAUCACUUUUUACUAUAAAUUUAAUAAUUUUAUAUACAGGUACUUUAUAUAUUUUCUCUUUUUGUUUUAAACAUUGUAUCAUGACAAGUAUUUUGAAGUAAAUACAUUAUCAUGUAUAUUUUGUAAGCACAAGUGCUCCAGUAAGUCUCCCCGUGUUACCGACACGUAAUCCCCUAACACUACACUGGAUUCCAGCAGGGUGUUAGACUUGUAUGCUUACAUGCCUGACACGAAUCUGAGUUGUCUGUAUACAACAGGCGGGGUUUCAUGGAUUGGUUAAUUUACUGUAGAUAGCUGCCAUUUUUGCUUACACGUAUAGACUACAGCAAUCAAAUCUUUGUCUGCUGGACUACGUGUUCAGUUUAGUACAUAUAUGUACUGCUUAUGUUGUUGAAAUAGGGUUAGAUACUGUAGGUGUUAGUCAGGUACAUGUACAUACAUGUAGUUUUAUAUCCAGGUUAUUCUUAGUAUUAUGCAUGUAUUUAAUUAAUUAAUGUUUAGUCAGAUCUGUCCUUAAAAAAUCACAUUUUCAUGUACAUGUAUAUAUGGAAUUGCCAGCUAUAUAAUUUCCCUUGUGUACUUUGCUGAAAACAGAUACUUCGGGUCAUCUCCGUGAAGAAUAUACAUUGUAAAUACAAAUACCAAUACAUGUUUUUUAGUUAGAGUAGGUGAAAUACAGCUGAAUGUACAAGGA